Molecule: messenger RNA, 1593 nt
Organism: Nakaseomyces glabratus
Lineage: Eukaryota; Fungi; Ascomycota; Saccharomycetes; Saccharomycetales; Saccharomycetaceae
Gene: CTR86
Product: Ctr86p
Cellular component (GO): cytosol
Source: RefSeq, a predicted model, not a curated record
AUGUCAGAAAAAAAAAAGAUUUUACAGGAUAUAGAUAGACUGCUGUCAGAGGCAAACUCUGAUCCACAACUAUACCAUGACAACUUAGGACUUUUGAAUGACUUUGUCAUCGAAACUGCCAACAAUACUGCAAUCAGAGAUAAAUUUUCAAGAGAUAAGGAAACUUGGCAGCUAAUUAAAACCAUAUUAGUGAAUUCUCAUGUUGAAGAUAUCAGUGGAUGGUCAGCAGAGGUCAUAUUCUUAUACAAAAGAUUAUUACGUGGUGUGUUCAUUCUGGCAAGAAAUCUAGCUGUAUCGGGUUCAGAGAUUGCACAAGAACUCUUGCUACAAAAUAUUGCAUACAAAAUAUUCAAUAAUUCAUUGAAAGUUGGUAAGCUUGAUGACGGAAUGCAAUUGGCUCUUUACUCCACUAUAUUGAGUUUUCUUCAUAAUAUGAGCUCUAAAUCAGUUGUAUUUGAUCGUUCCUCAUCGAAAGAAUUAUUUGAAUUUCUGCAUUUCCCGGUGAAACUCAACUAUGAGUAUACAAAAGAUAUUUUACUACCUUACUUAUUGUAUUUCAAGGAUUUAAUCCAGCACGAUGAUUUUCUGUAUUAUUUUUUGCGGUAUGAUAAGGUUGACAGUAUAUUAUGCGGUUUAAUUCUAGAUAAGAUAAUGAGAGAUGAAUCACAAAUAUUUGAAAUAGUUAGCGGUACUCGUAUAGUCAGUCCUGAUGUUAAUUUGUCUGAUAUAGACAUGAUACUACUUCGAACUUUUGCCCUCAUCUCUACUCAUGAAUCAUUUAUACCAUAUUUGGAAGACAAGGAAAAUAAUUCUUUUAAUAUAUUUAUCGAUCUACUAAAAUUAAUGCAAUUAGUCGUCACAAAUAUAGAUAGUUGGGACAAAUUUCAACUCACAUCCAUAAUGACUUGGACAUACAAGAUUUUUGAGAAAAACGCUGAUCAGAUUAAAAAUUACUUUAAAAAUAAGUUGGAAAAUGAAGAGAUUGCGAAGAAACUUCACGCCAAGUGUGUUAUUACAUUAGACAUUAUGGCUAAAUUGUGCCAAUUCAACCAUGUCCAAAAAUUUAUUAUAUCAUAUAAAGGUUUAGAUCAGCUCAUAUCAUUACUGAAUAUAUUCCAGGAUAACCUUAUAAGAGUGAACUUUACUAAAACAAGUCAAGCGUCUGAUAUUACUGGUGUCAAGGCCACGAAUAAACUAGGUGAAAAGCUGGCCAAAGAUUCAUUGAUUGAAGAGCGUAUUGACUUAAUUAACAUGAAAAUAAAAGAAACCAAUUUCCCUGAGUGUAAACUAUUGAUUAUAGAAAUUAUUGCGAUGCUCACACAUGAAAAUAGGGAAAUUCAGAAUCAAGUUAGAGAGUUAGGUGGUCUAGGGGUGAUUCUGUCUAAUUGUGUUAUUGAUGACAACGACCCAUUCAUCAAGGAAAGAAGUAUAAUGUGUAUUAAAUUCUUAUUAAAAGACAACAAAGAGAAUCAGAAUUUUGUGGCUAACCUUGAAUCCAAAAGAGUCGCCAACGAUGAAACUUUACAGGAGGCUGGCUAUGAGGUUGACAUCUCAAAAGAUGGUAAACUCUCUCUAAAAUCGACUAAUCAGUGA